This is a messenger RNA of Xyrauchen texanus (razorback sucker), 2087 nucleotides long. It is a transcript of the gene rpusd2, whose product is annotated as RNA pseudouridine synthase domain containing 2. Gene Ontology annotation, biological process: pseudouridine synthesis. The record is from RefSeq and is a predicted model, not a curated record. Bases 27 to 1790 code for a protein of 587 amino acids. Gene Ontology annotation, molecular function: RNA binding; pseudouridine synthase activity. Lineage: Eukaryota; Metazoa; Chordata; Actinopteri; Cypriniformes; Catostomidae. The transcript has 3 exons.
CGCAGCGUUUGCCAUUGAUCCACUGUAUGGCAUGGUUCACAUGUUUUAAUCGGAAAGUAGCUGUUUUAAAUGUCUUGCACUACUUUGCUAAACGAGAAAUUAGUCUUUCACUGAAAAACUUGCUUAGAAAAGAAUACGCGAGCAUUAAAAUCCUGCGAGUACUGAAUGUCAGGAGAAAUACUGCGCAAGCUAAAUUCAUUUUCUCACGCUUAAACUUCUCCAAACAUUUGCAGCUAUUAAUACAGCAGACCUGUGCUAAAUCACACGCUAUGGAGAUUAAAGAGGCCACAGAGAGCUGUGAUACAGACGUCACAGUAAGAGCAAACAGCGGUAAACGUAAAAACGACGAGACAGACGAGGCAGCAAGAAGACAAGAUAGCGGCAAGAAGCGAAAGAAGGGCGGCAAACAGCUUCGUGCCGGAGAACGGUAUGUACCCCCUCCACAGAAACGUAAUCCAGGUGUGAGUUUCAGUCAAGAACAUUUUGCAGAAACCUCGUAUUAUUUUGAAGGCGGACUUCGCAAAGUGCAUCCUUAUUAUUUUGAUUUUAAGACUUACUGUAAAGGACGCUGGAUCGGUAAAACUCUAUUUGAGGUUUUCAAGAGUGAAUUUCGAUCUGAGUCUAUGGACUAUUACAAUAAAGCUGUCAAGGAGGGGCGCAUAAGAUUAAAUGAAAUACCAGUGGAUGACCUAAACUUCACACUUAAGAACAAUGAUUAUUUGAGGAACACAGUGCAUCGUCAUGAGCCCCCCGUCAGUGGACAGCCCGUGGAGAUUUUGGUAGAUGAUGGUAAAGUGGUGGUGGUAGAUAAACCUGCUUCACUACCGGUACAUCCAUGUGGACGCUACCGCCACAAUACGGUCAUCUUCAUUUUGGGCAAAGAGAAAGGCCUUAGUGGUCUCCACACAGUACAUCGACUGGAUCGCCUCACUUCAGGUGUGCUGCUGUUUGCACGUACACAGGAGGUCUCAAAAAAACUGGACGCAAUGGUUCGUGAGCGACAGUUAGAGAAAGAGUAUGUCUGUCGAGUGGACGGGGAGUUUCCUGAGGGUGAGGUGGUGUGUGAGGAACCCAUACUGGUAGUAUCCUUCAAGGUGGGCAUUUGCAGGGUUGAUCCCAAAGGCAAAGAAUGCCGCACGGUCUUCCAGAGGCUGAGCUAUAAUGGAAGCUCCAGUGUAGUGCGCUGCAUGCCGCUUACAGGCCGUACUCACCAGAUCAGAGUUCAUCUUCAGUUCCUUGGCUUCCCGAUCCUCAAUGAUCCCAUCUAUGGGUCUUCUGCAUGGGGCCCGAACAGGGCCAAAGGAGGGUUGGUGGUUAUGAGCAAUGAGGAGAUUCUAGAAGCCCUUAUUGAAGAGCAUCGCUCAAAGGAGAGUCUACACUUGUUGGAUUUACCUGAUGAAGAGAUCUCGGGAAAGCAAAGAACAAAGACAGAGUGCAGUGAUGGUGCUCAAGAACAUAAUGAGUCGAGUAGUGUUGCUUGUGCUGACGCUACUUGUAAAAUGCCACUGCUUGAAGGAAAGACCGAAGACAGCCAAGAACAAUAUAACACUAGAUCUACAAGUGAAACUGAGGUGGAGAUGAAUGACGCACAGAAAGAGAAGGUCUCUAACUCAGAUGAAUCAACUACUUUUUUUAGAGAUCAUUUAUGUGGCGAGUGUAAAAUUGUGAGGCCUGACCCAACAGGGAAGGAUUUGAUUAUGUAUCUACAUGCGUUGCGCUACAAAGGACCUGACUUUGAAUAUUCAUCCAAACUGCCUGGCUGGGCCAAAGAAGACUGGGUUCAGGAUUAGAAAAAGAAUUGCAUAGAUCCAUUAAACAUUUCAUACCUGAUAUCACAGUACAAGAAUGUGGUUUUAAAAAAGUACUCUUCUAUACUGAAUGUAUUCAGUGUGAAUUGAAAGAUUCUUAAUUUUAUUUAAUUUUCUUAGAUUUUGCUGAUAUAGUUUGAAUUAUUCAGUACUGUGGUGCAGUGUCAUUUAUUUGACCUCCUUUCUUUUGAAAAUGACAAUCUCAUCCGACAUGAACAUAUGUCAAUACAAUUUGACUUAUUUGUUGUGGGAAUAAAAGCAAAGUCUAAUGGUUUUCUU